AGCUGUUGUGUCAUGCCUUCCUCUCCAGGCCAGUGUUUCUGCACACACAGCUCAGGAAAGCCACACACACCCGGCUUAGUUAUCCUUCUGCUUUCCCAGCUGGGUUGCAUUCACACUGGACUGAGUGACUCCUGCGCUUCUUGGGUUGUGGUUUAAGGGCAAGACUGCAGGCCGUUUGUGCAUGUUGCUUGCGUGACACCUGAAGGCCUUCUUUUGGACCAUGAGCGGUUGCUGUGUGGUUAAAGUCAUCUCUAUCACUGAGAUCCAACUGCUGCCGGUUCAGAAUCGCCUGGAGAACUCCAAGUACCACCUCCACCAGACUCAGGCCCAGCAGGUCAAGCAAUACCUAACUUUGGGCAGCAAACUUGCUAGCCAGCCCCACUCGGUUGGCCAUCCUCACUCGGGCCAGGCCCUGGGAUCGGUGCCAGUCAUGCGCAAUGGACACAUGCCACCCGUGAGCGACAGUAGCACUCCAGGAAGCCCCGUCACCCUGCUCACGCUGGCCAACAAUCACGACAGUGAGUUUCCAAUGGAUGAAGUUAUUGAUGAUCUUAUUAGCCUUGAAACCGGGUUCAAAGAUGGGGGUUUGGAUUGUAUGGAGCCAGGCCUCAUAAUGCAAAAUAAUGUUUCCCUGAACAACAUCAUGCAGGAGGUGUACGGCGUUGAACAAGAACACGACACCAGAGUCAUGGCUAAAGAAAGACAGAAAAAAAACAACCACAAUCUAAUUGAAAGACGACGGCGAUACAACAUCAACUACAGGAUCAAGGAGCUCGGUACGCUGAUACCGAAGUCAAAUGACCCUGACAUGCGCUGGAACAAAGGGACGAUCCUCAAGGCCUCGGUGGAAUACAUUAAGUGGCUGCAGAAAGAGCAGCAGCACGCCCGUGAUCUCGAGAACCGACAGAAGAAACUAGAACAGGCCAACAGAAGACUCCUGCUACGAAUCCAGGAAUUGGAAAUCCAGGCUCGCGCUCAUGGUUUGCCCAGUAUGGCUGCUUCUAUGGGAGCUGUUGAACUUUCAUCACACCUUCUAAAGCAACAACAGCAGCAUCAGAUGGUCACACCGACCCCUCAGAGCACCCAGGCCCCGCCACAGCCAGGCCAGCCGCUCGUCUAUCCUCAGGAGGACAUGAGCAACCCAGAAUACACCCAGCGGGCACCCUUACCGGCAGCCAUGGUUGAACAGACUGACGGCUCCAACACAUACUCCGAUCCGCUCUCUCACUUCACUGACUUCUUCUGCAGCACCUUGAAAGAAGAGCACCGGCUGGACGAGAUCUUGAUGGACGACCCUCUCUCGCCCUUUGGGACCGACCCGCUCCUCUCUGCCGGAUCGCCCGCGGCGUCCAAAGAGAGCAGCCGCAGGAGCAGCUUCAGCUCAGAGGAAGCAGACGAUCUCUGACCGUUCGGAGGCUGACCUGUAACACUGUGUAACUGACCUCCCAUUUCCAUUGGAUUACAAAGAUCUUACUCCGAUGUUGAGUCAGACACAUCAAAAAAGGGAGAUUGACUCAUUGAUCUACUGACAUUAAACUACUGUGUGAAGAAUGGACUGUCUAUACAGCAAUAACACUGGUUACGUAUGAUCACUGGAUCACCAAAUGUAUAUUUCUGAAACUUAAUGGCAUUGUUGAGAUGGACCAGUUUAGAGAUCAGAGAGAUCUUUUUGUGCCUUAUCCAAAGCAGGCUAACUUUAUUACCACUGAGACCAGAAGCAAUGCAGACGUUAUUAGGCUAGAAGCAAAAAAAAAAAAAAAAAAGAACCAUAACGCAUCUUUCUAUAUUUCUUACAUAAUGUAUUUUUCCAGAAACAUACUGUUCAUGUAUUUAUGUUUUAAUCCCUGUAUUCUUAAACGUUUCUUAAUCUAACUUGUUACUUUUUAUAUAUAACUCUAGGGGUGUGGGAAAACACAAUAAACCCCUUUUUGAUAAACUGAA
This is a messenger RNA of Carassius gibelio (silver crucian carp), 1941 nucleotides long. RefSeq names its product transcription factor EC. The coding region runs from base 221 to 1405 and encodes 394 amino acids. Gene Ontology annotation, molecular function: RNA polymerase II cis-regulatory region sequence-specific DNA binding; DNA-binding transcription factor activity, RNA polymerase II-specific; protein dimerization activity. Gene Ontology annotation, cellular component: nucleus. NCBI's taxonomy places the organism in Eukaryota, Metazoa, Chordata, Actinopteri, Cypriniformes, Cyprinidae. The transcript has 8 exons. Gene Ontology annotation, biological process: regulation of transcription by RNA polymerase II. The record is from RefSeq and is a predicted model, not a curated record.